ACGGCCCGCGACCGCGCCGUCCUGCGCAGCAUCCUGCAGCCGUGCGGCCCUUCCGCGGAGCUGCCCGCCGCGCCGGAGAGCGAGGAGCCCGCCAGCGCGCAGGACGCAGACGGAGCCUUUGCCCCAGAGCUGCUGGAAGAGGUCGUGAAGCUGGAGGUUGAGGGCGUUGCCGCGGCGGAAGCAGGAGACCUGCAAGGGGCCCUGGAGAGCUUUGGCCGGGCCAUCCAGCUGCUCCCUGCACGGGCCUCUGCCUACAACAACCGGGCGCAAGCCCUCCGCCUCCAGGGCGAUGUGGCAGGUGCCCUGGAGGACUUGGACGUGGUGCUGAAGUUGAGCAAGGGCACCGGCCAUGUGGCAUGCCAGGGCCUCGUGCAGCGCGGGCUGAUCCAGCGGCUGCAAGGGCGGGACGAGGAGGCGCGGAGGGAUUUCGAGCAGGCGGCCCGCCUGGGCAGCUCCUUUGCCCGCCAGCAGCUGGUCCUCCUGAACCCCUACGCAGCCCUCUGCAACCAGAUGCUGUCGGAAGUGAUGAAGAAGCUGCUUGGCCCGGCCGAGGGGCCUCAUCCAGAGCGCAGUGAGCGGUGCUGAGCCAGCCGCCAGGCAAGCCAUGGAGCGGCGCUUCCGCCUGUCGUGGCCUCGGCAGGGAGGGCGGCUCAGUCCAUCUCCCUCGGGCUCCCUGGAGCAGAAUAAAUGGUUCCAGUGCAAA
Messenger RNA from Varanus komodoensis (Komodo dragon), 703 nucleotides. RefSeq names its product tetratricopeptide repeat domain 36 (gene TTC36). Gene Ontology annotation, biological process: cilium assembly. The transcript has 3 exons. Gene Ontology annotation, molecular function: protein binding. The record is from RefSeq and is a predicted model, not a curated record. NCBI's taxonomy places the organism in Eukaryota, Metazoa, Chordata, Lepidosauria, Squamata, Varanidae. The annotation marks the transcript as partial.